AUGUCUACGUCGCCCAAGUUUGAAGCAAGUGGCUCUGCAGCUUCUAAAUUUGCAACCACUGUUGCUAGUGUAUCCAUGGAGGUUGACCAUCAUAUGAAUACUCCCACUCCUGCUUUUUCGACGGCUGGUCCGAUGGUCGAAGUUACUAGUGGUGCUAUUAAAGUUGCUGGUGCCAAGCGCUCGGUUUUAGUCGCUUCUUCCGAAGACUUGUUCCAUUUUGUGGUGGGAUGUUUCCAUAAGUGGCAGUACUGGUGGAAAGUGAUCUCUCUCCUUAACAUUGGUGACACAUUCGAAACUGAAUUUGAUAGUUGGUCCGGCUUUGUAUCUCUCUGUGGUCAAACCCAAAAGCCCCUAUCGUCGGAUAUGCUUGUUAUUAUUGGUUCUGGACUUGCUACACUUUGGAAAUACCACUGGCGUUGUGUGGUUGAUGGUGAUCUGUGGAACUCAGAAGCUGCUCUUAACAUGUUUCAACAAGAUCACGCAAUACUCAUUGCUGAUACUUUAGAGACUCAAUCCCCUUUAGUUUGUAGUGAUAGUCUAAUGACGCGUUUAGGCUAA
Molecule: messenger RNA, 558 nt
Organism: Mucor mucedo
Lineage: Eukaryota; Fungi; Mucoromycota; Mucoromycetes; Mucorales; Mucoraceae
Exons: 2
Coding region: 1-558 (185 amino acids)
Source: RefSeq, a predicted model, not a curated record